GUGCAGCACUCCCGAGUCCAGUGGCCACUCACUGCGUGUGCUUGACUCGCCAUGCCUGAGGAGUGAGGCAGAGGAGGGCCUGCUGCGGAGCAUGGACGGGGAGGAGCAGUUCUUCGACGCCGUCACCGGCUUCGACUCUGCCAGCUCCUCCGGGGAGUUUUCCGAGACGAGCCCCCGAGAUGCCGGGGAGAGCCCCCCGCAGGAAAAUGGGGUCCGGAAGCACAGGACGUCGCUGCCCGCGCCCAUGUUCAGCAGGAGCGACUUCAGCGUCUGGAGCAUCCUGAGGAAGUGCAUCGGCCUGGAGCUCUCUAAGAUCACCAUGCCCAUCGCCUUCAACGAGCCCCUGAGUUUCCUGCAGCGGAUCACGGAGUACAUGGAGCACGUGUACCUCAUACGCAGGGCGUCCUGCCAGCCGCAGCCCCUGGAGAGGAUGCAGUCCGUGGCGGCCUUCGCGGUGUCGGCCGUGGCCUCGCAGUGGGAGAGAACCGGCAAACCCUUCAACCCGCUGCUGGGAGAGACCUACGAGCUGGUCAGGGAAGACCUGGGCUUCAGGUGCAUCUCGGAGCAGGUCAGCCACCACCCGCCCGUCAGCGCCUUCCACUCCGAGGGCCUCGGGCAGGACUUCCUGUUCCACGGCUCCAUCUACCCCAAGCUGCGCUUCUGGGGCAAGAGCGUCGAGGCCGAGCCGCGGGGCACCAUCACGCUGGAGCUGCCUGCGCACCAGGAGGCCUACACGUGGAGCAACCCCACGUGCUGCGUGCACAACAUCCUCCUGGGGAAGCUGUGGAUCGAGCAGUACGGCACGGUGGAGAUCGUCAACCACAGGACCGGGGACAAGUGCGUGCUCCACUUCCGGCCCUGCGGGCUGUUCGGCAGGGAACUGCACCGCGUCGAGGGCCACAUCCAGGACAAGAACAGGAAGAAGCUGUUCGUGGUCUACGGCAAGUGGACUGAGUGUCUGUGGGGCAUCGAGCCCGCGGCCUACGAGCGCUUCCAGAAGGAGGAGCGCAGGGGCGGCGCCCCAAGGGAGCCCAGCCUGGACGGGGACGCGGCGGACGCGGUGCCCGGGGCGCAGGAGUCGGUGCGGGUCAUUCCCGGCAGCAAGCUGCUCUGGAGGGUCAGCAGCCGGCCCCCAAACUCGGCCCAGAUGUACAACUUCAGCAGCUUCACCAUGAGCCUCAACGAGCUGGAGGCGGGCAUGGAGGGGCUCCUGGCGCCCACCGACUGCCGCCUGCGGCCUGACAUCCGCAGCAUGGAGAACGGCGACAUGGAUCUGGCCACUCAGGAGAAGGAGCGGCUGGAGGAGAAGCAGCGGGAGGCACGGAGGGGACGCGCCAGGGAGGACGCCGAGUGGCAGACAAGGUGGUUCCACCGGGGCAAGAACCCGCACACGGGCUCCCCUGACUGGCUGUACACGGGCCGCUACUUCGAGCGGGACUUCUCGGGCUGCCCCGACAUCUACUGAGCGGCUGGGGCCCUCCCGCGGGAACCGGCACUGGCCCCGCCGAGGCUGGACCCGAGAGGCCGUCGGGCCAGGCGUUUCUCCACAAAGCUUCACCGGGACCAGCAUGUCCUCGCGGAGGAGAUGGGGACCCUGCCGCGUGUCCCCGUGGACGGCCGCCACGUGUUCGAAGGCCGGAGCUGGAGCCGGAGCUUGGGAAGGGCCAGAGGUCUGCCCCUCUGGCUUGGGGCGGCUGGAGAGCAGGACUCGCGUCCACCGCCCCAGUUGGCCACCGACAGUGCUGAGCACUGGCACAGCGGGGAGGGGACUUGCCUGGCACGCGGCCCACCUGGGUCUGGUUCCCGGUACUCGGUGUGGCCCCCUAAGCCCUGUCAGGAGGACCUCUGAGUGGAGAGCCAGGAGUGAGCCCUGAGCACUGCCACGUGUGGCCCAAAGACCAAAAAAAGAAAGGAAAAAGGAAGUUAUUUGGUGCUGGAGCGAUGUACAGCUGGGAGGGCACUUGCCUGGCACGCCGCCCACCCGGGUUCAGUCCCCGGCAUCCCGUAUGGCCCCCGAGCACCACCAGGAGUAAUUUCUAAGCACAGAACCAGGAGUGACCCUUAGCAUUGCUGGGUGUGACCAGAACACAAGAAAACUCCCAGAUUCCUGCCCCCGCCCACCACAGGCCACAGGCAGCCCUGCGCUGGCCCUGACGCUGUCCCCGGGGCCUCAUGCUGGUGCAAGGACACUGU
This is a messenger RNA of Sorex fumeus (smoky shrew), 2193 nucleotides long. It is a transcript of the gene OSBPL2, whose product is annotated as oxysterol binding protein like 2. The coding region runs from base 92 to 1465 and encodes 457 amino acids. The record is from RefSeq and is a predicted model, not a curated record. The transcript is spliced from 13 exons. Gene Ontology annotation, cellular component: membrane; intracellular membrane-bounded organelle; cytosol. Gene Ontology annotation, molecular function: cholesterol binding. Lineage: Eukaryota; Metazoa; Chordata; Mammalia; Eulipotyphla; Soricidae.